Neomonachus schauinslandi (Hawaiian monk seal) is the source of this 2389-nucleotide messenger RNA. It is a transcript of the gene LDB2, whose product is annotated as LIM domain binding 2. Gene Ontology annotation, molecular function: LIM domain binding. Lineage: Eukaryota; Metazoa; Chordata; Mammalia; Carnivora; Phocidae. Gene Ontology annotation, biological process: positive regulation of transcription by RNA polymerase II; nervous system development; negative regulation of transcription by RNA polymerase II. Gene Ontology annotation, cellular component: nucleus; transcription regulator complex. The transcript has 8 exons. The record is from RefSeq and is a predicted model, not a curated record. The coding region runs from base 123 to 1241 and encodes 372 amino acids.
UGUGUGUGUGUGUGUGUGAGCGUGUGCGUGCGUCUACUUUGUACUGUGAGGAACACAGCCCAUGUGCUCUGCAUGGACGUUACUGAUACUCUGUUUAGCUUGAUUUUCGACAAGCAGGCAAGAUGUCCAGCACACCACAUGACCCCUUCUAUUCUUCUCCUUUCGGCCCAUUUUAUAGGAGACAUACACCAUACAUGGUGCAGCCAGAGUACCGAAUCUAUGAGAUGAACAAGAGACUGCAGUCUCGCACAGAGGAUAGCGACAACCUCUGGUGGGACGCGUUUGCCACCGAGUUUUUUGAAGACGAUGCCACAUUAACUCUUUCAUUUUGUUUGGAAGAUGGACCAAAGCGCUACACUAUCGGCAGGACCCUUAUCCCUCGCUACUUUAGCACUGUGUUUGAAGGAGGGGUGACCGACCUGUAUUACAUCCUCAAACACUCGAAAGAGUCAUACCACAAUUCAUCCAUCACAGUGGACUGUGACCAGUGUGCUAUGGUCACCCAGCAUGGGAAGCCCAUGUUUACCAAGGUAUGUACAGAAGGCAGACUGAUCUUGGAGUUCACCUUUGAUGAUCUCAUGAGAAUAAAAACAUGGCACUUUACCAUUAGACAAUACAGAGAGUUAGUCCCAAGGAGCAUUCUAGCCAUGCAUGCACAAGAUCCUCAGGUCCUGGAUCAGCUGUCCAAAAACAUCACCAGGAUGGGACUAACAAAUUUCACCCUCAACUACCUCAGGUUGUGUGUAAUACUGGAGCCAAUGCAGGAACUGAUGUCGAGACAUAAAACUUACAACCUCAGUCCACGGGACUGCCUGAAGACCUGCUUGUUUCAGAAGUGGCAGCGGAUGGUGGCACCCCCAGAACCCACAAGGCAGCCGACAACCAAGCGGAGAAAAAGGAAAAACUCCACGAGCAGCACGUCCAACAGCAGCGCCGGGAACACCACCAACAGCACUGGCGGCAAGAAGAAGACUCCGGCCGCCAACCUGAGUCUGUCCAGUCAGGUACCUGAUGUGAUGGUGGUAGGAGAGCCAACUCUGAUGGGAGGUGAGUUUGGGGACGAGGACGAAAGGCUAAUCACUAGAUUAGAAAACACGCAAUAUGACGCGGCCAACGGCGUGGACGACGAGGAAGACUUCAACAGCCCCCCCGCCCUGGGGAACAGCAGCCCGUGGAGCAGUAAACCCCCCGCCGCUCAAGAGACCAAAUCAGAAAACGCCCCGCCCCAGGCUCCCCAGUGAGACUGACCCGCACCUGCACCCACUGUCAGUAGGCCGUGGGGUACACACACCCACGCUUGCAGAUCCUUGCCUACAGGAGAGGAAGGAGGAGAAAUAAAAACUUUUCCAUGCGAAUACCUAUUUCUAAAUCACAAUGAUCUGAGUUUGAGUUUCUUUCUUUUUUCCUUUUUGAAUUGAGAGGAUUAUUCCAGUAAACUUCCAUGACCCUUCCCUGGAGGCCUUCGCAGGUAACACAUAUACUGGCACUGAUGGUAAUUAAAACCAGAGCGAACGCUCGCGCUUCUCCUGGCUCGGUGUUAACCACAUGUUUGUUAAUUACACGCCCCGCCCCGCCCCACCCCGCCCAGCCCAACCUAACCCAGCCCAACCCAACGAAGGCCAUAUUGUCAAUACGCCCUCAGUGCUCAGGGUCUCAUUAUAUGCCGACCCUAACCACAGAUGACUUUUUAAUAUUGUAAAAUAUUUUCUGCUUUUUGACUUGCAUCUGAGAGUUUCUUGUUUCAGUAAAAAAAGAAAAGAAAAAAAAUCAGCUUUUGGACAGUAAUUUAAGUGUAUCCUUAUUAAUUUUUAUUACUUUCUUCACCUUUUCCUUCAUUGGGUAACAGCUAAGAGGGCCUAGCAGGGUAAUUUAUGGGUGAGCUAAUGUCAAUCGGUUCUCCACCCUGAGUUGGUUCAAUUGAGCCCAAGUGCUGAAACAAGAAAUGUCUUUUUGUCAUCGAAGACGCCGAGGUGGAUUUUUUAUGUAAAGAAAGACACCUACCUGGCCCGUUGAGAACUGAUGCGUUUGUAAAAUUGCUGUUGAUCCAGAUCUUUUCAAGCCAUGUAAUCCAUUAAUUUUGUGGGCAGUUUAAUAAAUCUGAAACUUUUUUGUGUUUUUUAUUGUAUCUGAGUUGACUGUUGUUUCUUUUCAUAGUAUAUUUCUUGUAUAAUAUUUUGUAAAGCCCUCCCUUGGUUCUUUUAUGGGGAUUUUUCUUUUGGGGCAAUUCCAGUGUAUUUAUGUGAAACUUUAUAAGAGAACUAAUUUUUCCAUUUGCAUAUUAAUAUGUUCUGCCACACAUGUAAAGACACAGUGGCUCCGUGUGUUAUAAAACAGCUGUAUUUUAUGUAUGCUUUACCGAUAAGUGUGCCAAUAAUAAACUGUGUUAACG